AUGCUGCUCUUCAGAUCACGAACUGUGGGCAAUCGAAUGGAGCCGAGACCAUAUAAUGGUCCUGCAGUCGUAGCAACAGCUGAUGGUGCAACACCAAACAUCCAAAUUGUGUCGCAUAUGUACAAUAAACUACCCCGGAAGGCCGGUUUUAUAAGUUGGCUGUGGGGGUUUGUGAGCCGCCGCGGUGAGAGACAAGAGAAGGUACUAGAUCGAGGAGGAGAAUUACAAGUGAUGUUGAACAAUCAAGACCGUGUCACUUCUGGUGAUGUAUGUCUCUUAACCGAGAGCCCGUUUAGAAUACUCAGGGUAAGAAUGUCGCCAAGUGAUCGCAUGUAA
Messenger RNA from Pieris macdunnoughi, 336 nucleotides. NCBI's taxonomy places the organism in Eukaryota, Metazoa, Arthropoda, Insecta, Lepidoptera, Pieridae. The record is from the annotation of a GenBank genome assembly.